ACGAUUCGCACCUGCAAGAUGGAUGAUUAUCUGAAAUUACAUUCGGAUAAAGCAAGGGAUGUGGCCACUUCAUCCAGUUUCCGUGCAUUUAAAAUUCAACAUUUCCACCUCGAUCUUACAGUGGAUUUCGAAAAGAAGAGUUUAACGGGAACUGAAACAAUCAAACUGCAGUGCAUUCAGGAGUCCCAACGCGAACUGAAGUUGGACAUUCAUCCCAGAUUGUCAGUGCAGGAGAUUUCCUAUCGUGGCAGCGACGACGACUCAGAAUGGAUCCAAGUUGAAUUUCACGUUCGAGACUUUACUAGUUACGGUACUACUCUAGUUGUGGUGUUCCCCACUGCUUGGAACAGCGAGGAGAAGUUUCAACUUGCCAUCAAGUACUCCGCUUUUGAUGGACCAGGGGUGUGCUGGCUGGAACCAGCGCAGACUGCAGAGAAGACCAAGCCCUUUGUCUUUACUCAAGGCCAAGCAGUACUCAACCGCUCUUUCUUCCCCUGUUUUGACACUCCAGCAGUUAAAAGCACCUACUCAGCUUCAGUGAAGGUACCUGAUGGCUUCACAGCAGUUAUGAGUGCUACUAAGUGGGACCACAGGAAGACAGACAACACUUUCCUGUUCACAAUGGAACAGCCCAUUCCCUCCUAUCUGGUGGCACUAGCUGUAGGGGAUUUGGUGUCUGCUGAAGUGGGGCCAAGAACUCGAGUAUGGACUGAACCAUGCUUACUGGAUGCAGCGAAGAAGGAAUUCGAUGGAGUGAUUGAGGAAUUUCUAUCUGUGGGAGAGAAGCUGUUUGGACCCUAUGUGUGGGGAAGGUAUGAUGUGCUGUUCAUGCCACCGUCUUUCCCAUUUGGGGGGAUGGAAAAACCCUGCCUGACUUUUGUCACUCCAUGCUUGCUGGCUGGAGACCGCUCUCUCGCCGAUGUCAUUGUGCAUGAGAUAUGUCACAGCUGGUUUGGCAAUUUGGUGACCAAUGCAAACUGGGGUGACUUCUGGCUGAAUGAGGGCUUCACUAUGUAUGCCCAACGUCGAGUCUGCAGAGAGAUUUAUGGGGAGGCCUAUACCUGUCUGGAAGCAGCAACAGGCAGAGCACUUCUGAGACAGCAUAUGGACAACACUGGAGAGGACCAUCCGCUGAACAAACUACGUGUUGAGAUCAAACCGGGUGUUGAUCCUGAUGAUACCUAUAAUGAGACACCUUAUGAGAAAGGUUUCUGCUUUGUGUCCUAUCUGGCCCACCUGGUAGGAGACCAGAGCCGCUUUGAUGCAUUCCUCAAGGCUUAUGUAGAAAAAUUCAAGUUCUGCAGCAUCAUGGCAGAGGAUGCUUUGGAGUUUUACCUAGAGCAUUUCCCAGAACUCAAGAAGAAGAACGUCCACAAGAUCGAGGGUCUGGAGUUUGAUCGCUGGCUCAACGUGCCUGGUUGGCCUCUCUUCCUCCCUGACCUCUCUGCUGGGGAAAACUUGAUGAAGCCUGCGGACCAUUUAGCAGACUUAUGGGGGAAAGACAGCUUGGACUUGGCAGCCAUCUGCAAAAUGGAUGUCUUGCCCUGGAAGACCUACCAAACUGUGUACUUCCUUGACAGGAUCCUUGAGAAGUCUCCAUUGCCUGGAGAAAAUAUGAAGAAGUUGGAAGAGCAGUACCCGCACAUUGUGAAGUCCAGUAACGCCGAGCUAAGAUUACGCUGGGCACAGAUUGUUGCGAAGAACCAGUACCAACCAGGAUUUGAACAUAUCACCAGUUUCCUCAGUAGCCAGGGGAAACAGAAAUACACUCUACCCAUCUAUCGGGCCCUGUGGAAUGGGUCAGAAGAGACAAGGGCUCUGGCCACAAAGAUUUUCUCUGCCACCUGUAAUCAGCUUCACAUAAAUGUCCGCAACUACGUGAAGAAAAUCAUGUGUUGACCAUAUGAAUUAAGCAAAUUUUCAGGUGUUGAAAGAGUUCCAAACUUUCGA
Molecule: messenger RNA, 1950 nt
Organism: Chanos chanos (milkfish)
Lineage: Eukaryota; Metazoa; Chordata; Actinopteri; Gonorynchiformes; Chanidae
Gene: rnpep
Product: arginyl aminopeptidase (aminopeptidase B)
Exons: 11
Coding region: 19-1899 (626 amino acids)
Biological process (GO): proteolysis
Molecular function (GO): zinc ion binding; metalloaminopeptidase activity
Source: RefSeq, a predicted model, not a curated record